This is a messenger RNA of Lichtheimia ornata, 1323 nucleotides long. RefSeq lists its product as uncharacterized. Gene Ontology annotation, cellular component: P-body. The coding region runs from base 1 to 1323 and encodes 440 amino acids. Lineage: Eukaryota; Fungi; Mucoromycota; Mucoromycetes; Mucorales; Lichtheimiaceae. Gene Ontology annotation, molecular function: mRNA binding. Gene Ontology annotation, biological process: cytoplasmic stress granule assembly; P-body assembly. The transcript has 7 exons. The record is from RefSeq and is a predicted model, not a curated record.
AUGAGUGGGCAAAACUUCAUUGGAUCUAAAAUUUCGCUCAUCAGCAACAGCGACAUUCGCUAUGUGGGCACGCUUCACAGCUUGAACGCUGAGGAAUCGACUGUUGCGUUGGAGCAAGUGCGUUCAUUUGGUACGGAGGGUCGUCGUGGUAGACCUGAUGAAGAGAUUCCAGCAUCCGAGAACGUCUUCGAGUUUGUCGUGUUCCGUGGAUCAGACAUCAAGGACCUACAAGUGUUUGAAGCACCUGCCAAGCCUGCACCACCUCCACCACCUGCCAACAUCCCCAAUGAUCCUGCUAUUAUGCAAAGUUCGAUGAUGAAAGGCUAUGGUGGUGGAAUGAACCCUUACAUGAUGCCGCCAUCGUAUCCUCCCAUGCAACAGCCGCAUCAAUAUUGGGGAUCGCCAAUGUAUCCAAUGCCAACGCCUAUGGGUGCUGCUCCUCCUCACAUGCAACAACCACCUUCAACUGCCCCUGGUCAACAACAACAGCAACAGCAGCAGCAACAACAACAGCAGACAAUGUCUUCACCUGCACGUACUUCAAUGGCUCAUCCCUCUGCUAUUCCUACUACUACGAGCAAUGACAUGAACAAGCCUGCUACUCCUAUGGCUCCUGUGUCUUCGUCUACUGCUUCCUCUGGUAUCUCACGUGAUGCUGUUGUCGAUGAUCUCAAGAGAACCGAUGCCGCUGUCGAUAGACUUGCCAACAGCUUAAAGGAUUUGGAUGUUGAAAAGAAGGCCAAGCCUACUACUACUACUACUGCAGUUGAUGAUGAGCAACGACAACAACAACAGCAAAACCGUAAUCGUAGACAUUACAAUAACAACAACAACAAUGGCAAUGUGAACAACGCUGCUCGUGCUCGUGGUGGUCGUCAUGAUCAUGCCAACAAGGCUACCAUUGACAUUCCCAAGUCCGACUUUGACUUCGAGUCCUCUAAUGCAAAGUUCAACAAGAACGAGAUUGUAAAGGAAGUGUCUGGCAAGGAUGGCAAUGAACAACCUGAGGAUCAAGUCGAAGAGCAACAAGAAGAUGAAGUUGUUAUCCCUCCCCCCAAUGAUGAAUCAUUCUAUGAUAAGCAAAAGAGCUUCUUUGAUAACAUCUCUUGCGAAUCCAAGGAACGUAGCGAGCAAAAUGGCUCUUUUGAUCGUCGGGCCAAGUUCCAAGAAGAACGCAAGCUCAACCUUGAGACCUUUGGUGAAGUGUCUGUGGAUCAUCCAAGAUAUCGUAAUUAUCGUGGCCGAGGUGGAUUCCGAGGACGUGGACGUGGACACUCACGUGGUUAUCGUGGCAAUCGUGGGGGUGCCAAGUCGAUGGCCUAG